Coffea eugenioides is the source of this 3404-nucleotide messenger RNA. Its product is annotated as DExH-box ATP-dependent RNA helicase DExH10. NCBI's taxonomy places the organism in Eukaryota, Viridiplantae, Streptophyta, Magnoliopsida, Gentianales, Rubiaceae. The record is from RefSeq and is a predicted model, not a curated record. Gene Ontology annotation, biological process: RNA catabolic process; maturation of 5.8S rRNA. Gene Ontology annotation, molecular function: RNA binding; RNA helicase activity; ATP binding. The coding region runs from base 148 to 3135 and encodes 995 amino acids. The transcript has 17 exons. Gene Ontology annotation, cellular component: nucleus.
GCUCCGGCCCGGACAGCUCUCUACCUCUCCUUCUCCCUCCACCAAAUUUCAAAAAGUUUCCGGCCACCGGCGGCCUUGUUCGACUCCAUUUAUCAAAGAGUAUCGGAGUGUAUUAAGGGUUUCUAUUAGAAGCUGUAGCAGUUAGGAAUGGAGGGGACUCCGAAUAAUGGGAAACGUAAACAGCCUGAAGAAGAUUUAGAAAAUGACGAGAAUUUGAAGCAGGAUUCUGCGUCAAAAAGGCGUACUUUGUCUAGGACAUGUGUCCAUGAGGUGGCUGUUCCGAGUGGGUAUAGUUUGAGUAAAAAUGAGUCGAUUCAUGGGACGCUUUCGAAUCCUUUUUAUAAUGGGGAGAUGGCUAAGACAUAUCCAUUUAAGCUUGAUCCCUUUCAGGAAGUUUCUGUGGCGUGUUUGGAGCGGAAUGAGUCUGUUUUGGUGUCGGCACAUACUUCUGCUGGGAAAACUGCUGUUGCUGAGUAUGCAAUUGCAAUGGCUUUUAGGGAUAAGCAGAGGGUUAUUUAUACUUCUCCUCUCAAAGCCCUGAGCAAUCAGAAGUAUAGAGAGUUGAACCAGGAGUUUUCAGAUGUUGGAUUGAUGACAGGUGAUGUAACACUCUCGCCGAAUGCAAGUUGUCUGGUGAUGACAACCGAGAUUCUGAGGGGCAUGCUCUACAGAGGUUCUGAGGUUUUAAAAGAAGUUGCCUGGGUUAUAUUUGAUGAGAUUCAUUACAUGAAGGACCGUGAAAGAGGGGUUGUUUGGGAGGAAAGUAUAAUAUUUCUACCUCCUGCUAUCAAGAUGGUUUUCUUGUCAGCUACAAUGUCAAAUGCUACGGAGUUUGCGGAGUGGAUAUGUAAUAUACACAAACAACCCUGUCAUGUGGUUUAUACAGAUUUCCGACCAACACCUUUGCAACAUUAUGUGUUCCCUAUGGGCGGAUCUGGCCUUUAUCUUGUUGUGGAUGAGAAUGAGCAAUUCAGGGAGGAUAAUUUUGUGAAGUUGCAAGAUACAUUUACAAAGCAGAAGCUGGGAGAUGGCAACAAAAGUGCGAAUUCCAAAGGAAGUGGCAGAAUUGCAAAAGCUGGAAAUGCUUCUGGUGGUACUGAUAUUUACAAGAUUGUCAAGAUGAUUAUGGAACGUAAAUUUCAGCCAGUAAUAAUUUUUAGCUUCAGUAGAAGAGAAUGUGAACAACAUGCAAUGUCCAUGUCCAAACUUGAUUUUAACACCCAGGACGAGAAAGAUGUGGUUGAGCAAGUUUUCCGAAAUGCGGUGCUCUGCUUGAAUGAGGAAGAUAGAAGCUUACCAGCAAUUGAACUGAUGUUACCACUGCUUCAAAGGGGAAUUGCUGUUCACCAUUCUGGCCUACUCCCAAUUAUCAAAGAAUUGGUGGAACUCCUCUUCCAAGAGGGACUUGUUAAGGCUCUCUUUGCCACUGAGACGUUUGCAAUGGGAUUAAACAUGCCGGCAAAAACUGUGGUGUUUACGAGUGUCAAAAAAUGGGAUGGUGAUAGUCAUCGGUUCAUUGGUUCUGGUGAGUAUAUCCAGAUGAGUGGAAGAGCUGGUCGACGUGGCAAAGAUGAUCGAGGAAUCUGCAUUAUAAUGAUUGACGAGCAGAUGGAGAUGAAUACUCUUAAGGACAUGGUUUUGGGCAAACCAGCCCCACUGGUCAGCACUUUCAGGCUUAGCUACUACUCUAUCUUGAACUUGAUGAGUCAGGCUGAGGGACAAUUUACAGCUGAGCAUGUGAUCAAGAAUUCAUUUCUCCAAUUUCAGUAUGAAAAGGCUUUACCUGAUAUAGGAAAAAAGGUAUCCAAGUUGGAAGAGGAAGCUGCAAAGCUUGAUGCCUCAGGGGAGGCUGAAGUUGCUGAAUAUCAUAAACUAAAGCUGGAGAUAGCGCACCAUGAAAAGAAAUUGAUGGCUGAAAUAACACAACCUGAAAGAAUUCUUUAUUUCCUGCAGCCUGGAAGGCUGGUGAAGGUGCGCGAAGGGGGAACAGAUUGGGGAUGGGGAGUUGUUGUCAAUGUGGUGAAAAAGUCCCCACCAGCAUCGGGUUCUUUGCCUGCUGCAUUGGCUUCGGCUCGUGGUAAUAGCUACAUUGUGGAUACUUUGCUUCAUUGCUCACUUGGAUCAAGUGAAAAUGGUUCUCGUCCCAAGCCAUGUCCCCCUCGUCCUGGAGAAAAGGGAGAAAUGCAUGUGGUUCCUGUUCAGUUGGGCCUAGUUUCCACCAUCAGCAAAAUCAGAAUAUCAAUUCCUUCAGAUCUUCGGCCACUUGAAGCUAGGCAAAGUACGCUGCUUGCAGUACAAGAGCUAGGGAAACGUUUUCCACAAGGCUUGCCAAAGCUUAAUCCUGUGAAGGACAUGGGCAUAGAAGAUCCUGAAAUUGUGGAGCUGGUAAAUCAAAUUGAGCAACUUGAACAGAAAUUAUUUGCUCACCCAAUGAACAAGUCCCAAGAUGAACAUCAACUGAAAAGUUUCCAGCGAAAGGCAGAAGUAAACCAUGAAAUUCAACAGUUAAAGACAAAAAUGCGUGAUUCUCAGCUUCAAAAAUUUCGCGAUGAACUCAAGAAUCGUUCUCGUGUAUUGAAAAAGCUGGGCCAUAUUGAUGCUGAUGGUGUUGUCCAGCUGAAAGGACGGGCAGCCUGCUUAAUAGACACAGGAGAUGAACUCCUUGUUACUGAAUUAAUGUUCAAUGGAACAUUCAAUGAGCUGGACCAUCACCAAAUUGCAGCUCUGGCAAGUUGCUUUAUACCGGGAGAUAGAUCAACUGAGCAAAUACAUUUGAGAAUGGAACUUGCUAGACCAUUACAGCAGCUCCAGGACAGUGCAAGAAGAAUAGCAGAGAUACAACAUGAAUGCAAAUUGGAGAUAAAUGUGGAUGAGUAUGUGGAGGCAUCCAUACGACCGUAUUUGAUGGAUGUAAUUUAUUGCUGGUCAAAGGGAGCAUCUUUUGCUGAGGUCAUACAAAUGACUGAUAUUUUUGAAGGUAGCAUUAUACGGCUAGCUAGAAGGCUUGAUGAGUUUUUAAACCAGUUGAAAGCAGCUGCGCUUGCUGUGGGAGAAGUUGAUUUGGAGAAGAAGUUUGCUGCAGCCAGUGAAAGCCUCCGCCAUGGUAUCAUGUUCGCAAACUCUCUUUAUCUCUAAACUUGUAUACCGGUGGUCCUAUGCUGUAUAUUUUAGAGCUUUAGUACUUUUUUGCAUCAGAAAUUAGCGCCCAUUCUGGAAGCGCUUAACCAGUUAGCGCCUUUACAUGUGUAGCUCAACGUCGUAUAGAUUCAGAGUUGUAACUUUAGCGGUCGUAAAAGGAAGGAAAAUUUAGUGAAUUUUCAGAGAUCUAAAGAGUUCCCUCUGACAUUGUAUACAUGUUGAAUAUAUGUAACAUGACAAAGUAAGUUUUGCAUUUUUGAUCAAAC